Molecule: messenger RNA, 825 nt
Organism: Rotaria socialis
Lineage: Eukaryota; Metazoa; Rotifera; Eurotatoria; Philodinida; Philodinidae
Source: the annotation of a GenBank genome assembly
AUGUCUUCAGCUGUACCAGUUCAAACGCCAAAUGCUGCACAAAAUUUGGAUCAAAAUGAACUUUAUUCAAUUGGUUCUAACUUUUGGAAUGUUCGUGGUCGUUUUAAAAUUUUAAAAUUUAUUGAUAUUGAAACGCAAAUGUCCAUAGUAAAGUUACAAAAUGGGAAUUUUCUAGUUAUUGAUACAGUUGAGAUGAACGAUCGCCUUCGACAAGAAAUCGAUCAUUUAACAAAUAAUGGAGAAAAGAUUGAAGCUGUUAUUGGUACUCAUCCAUUUCAUACAUUAUCGUUUCCAGCUUUUUAUCAAACAUAUCCUAAAGCAAAUUAUUAUGGAACACCAAGACAUUUACGUCGAAUAACAGAAAUUCCAUGGAAAGGAAGUCUUGAUGAUAGUAAUGUCAGAAAAAAAUGGGAACCAGAUGUUGAAAUGCGUAUUCCAGCAGGAGCUGAAUUUAUUAAUCCUCAGCCUGAAUCAACAAAUCAUUUUAUAAGUGUUUUUGUUUAUCAUCCAGCAUCUCGUACUCUUCAUGUAGAUGAUACAAUUAUGUAUGCUGAAAAGCCAGGAUUUUUACUUAAAUUAUUUGGUUAUAAAGAUGGUGCAGUGGCAUUUCAUCCCUCGAUUAAAAGUUCUGGCCUGUAUCCAACAAGUGAUGCGCCAUAUUUAUUUCGUGAUUGGAUGCGUAAUAUGCUACGAGAUUGGCCUUUCGAAAAUAUUUGUUGUGCACAUAUCGGUGUGAAAAUGGGCGGAGCACAUGCUGAUGUUACCACAUUACUUAAUAAUGCUGAGCCUUUAUUUGCUAAACUUAGUGAAAGAAAUCGAAAAUAG